GGAGCUGUGACACUGCUAACGCGGUUAGCCCGGAGUCUCGGCCUGUCAACCGUGGACAAAGCGCUUAGCUAGAUCGGCUCAAGGACAUCGAGAGGAGCCAGCGAUGUAAUCUCGAUCAGCGGAACAACCAUCGAUAUCAGAUUCAGAGACUGAAGCCUUCAGUCUAAUUCCAUCCCAUCUGUGAAGUGACUUUUCUAAAAUUUUAGCAAUAUGGCGGACGGUAAGCAGAGCAGUGGGAAUAAUCCUCCGGCCAAGCUUGUGAUUCAGCAGUGUCUGUCUGCCAGGCUACAAGUCCAGCCGCCAUCAGAUGAUGUGGAGGCUGAAUAUGUAGAGAUUGAACGAGGAGUUGUUCUCUAUGUGUGCUUCUUGAAGGGAGCAGAUCAAGAUAUACAUGUAGUAGAAAAGAUGGCCAAAUUUGCCCUAAACAUACGCCUCAGCGAGGCACUCACAGACUCCAAGCUAGUCUCCAUCUUAGAUCUACCUGGAGAUGUCCUCAUCGUUCCCCAGGCAACGCUCGGUGGCAAGGCCAAAGGAAAGAUGAUGCAGUACCAUGCCAACAUCCCAAAGGAUACGGGGAGAGAACUUUAUCAAAAGUUUGUUGAACUCUGUCGUGAUACCCUAGCGAGCAAUGCAAGGACGUCGGAAGCGAAUUGCAAGGUCAGAAGCGGGACCUAUGGAAAUAGGCAAGUGUUGUCUCUAGUGACCAAUGGACCCUUUACACAUACAAUGGAGUUUUGACGUAUACCGGUAACCAGUGACCUGAUGAACUAUGCUGUGGCCUUUGCAGGCAAUGCAAAAGUUGCCCGGUAGUUGCCCGGUAGGAUGCAAAAGCUAAUGUGCUUAGAUUAGCAAGUGUGCGCUUGUAAAAAUGACACCUGGCUGG
Messenger RNA from Strongylocentrotus purpuratus (purple sea urchin), 883 nucleotides. It is a transcript of the gene dtd2, whose product is annotated as D-aminoacyl-tRNA deacylase 2. Gene Ontology annotation, molecular function: D-tyrosyl-tRNA(Tyr) deacylase activity. Lineage: Eukaryota; Metazoa; Echinodermata; Echinoidea; Camarodonta; Strongylocentrotidae. Bases 211 to 738 code for a protein of 175 amino acids. Gene Ontology annotation, cellular component: cytoplasm. Gene Ontology annotation, biological process: tRNA metabolic process. The record is from RefSeq and is a predicted model, not a curated record. The transcript has 4 exons.